Molecule: messenger RNA, 1023 nt
Organism: Botrytis sinoallii
Lineage: Eukaryota; Fungi; Ascomycota; Leotiomycetes; Helotiales; Sclerotiniaceae
Exons: 2
Coding region: 1-1023 (340 amino acids)
Biological process (GO): polysaccharide catabolic process
Molecular function (GO): cellulase activity
Source: RefSeq, a predicted model, not a curated record
AUGUUUCUCAGCCCUCGAUACAAAUUCAUCAUCUACAUCUUCCCUUUCCUCACACCAUCGAUACAUGCACAAACGACACAGAUAUGUGAUUCUACAAAUGCAACAACGAAAUCUGGAAGAUACACAUUCUUCCCAGAUAUUACAACGACUGAUAAGGAUGGAUAUCAAUGCACAGAUUUCUCCCUCGCCGACGAAAACAGCGGUAGCGUAGGCUCAACAACUCAAUUUAACACCACUUUUUCCUGGUCCUCCUCCCCCGAUAUCUCGACCCCGCACUCCUUCCCCUCCCUAACCCUCAAUCUCCCCUCCAUCCUCCCCAUCCCCAUCUCCAACAUCUCUCUCUUCCCCCUCACCAACAACUGGGCCCUCUACCCCGGCAACCCUCUCCACACCAUCUCCGCCACCACCCCCGAUUCCCUACUGAACGCAUCCGUCAUCGCCGCCUGCUACCUGAACAUCUAUCUCGAUCUCGAACCCUCCCUCUCCCUCGACAAACGAUUCUCCGCCACCAAAAUCUCCAUCUGGCAAGCCAACUACGGAGGCUUAAUCCCCCUCGGCUACAACGACACUACAUCCACAAUCACCAGACCGGUCAUCAAUCUCGCCGGAAUCUCAUAUACUCUCUACGUAUCGCAAACCUCCCCAUCUAAUUCCUCUUCUUCUGCGUAUUCGAAUUCCUCCACAGUAGUAAACGAUGAACCACAAGUCCCACAAACGAUAUACACGUGGUAUCCCUCCGUCAACGCCACAACCCUUACCGCAAUGGAUAUCUCCCCCCUGCUCAAUUAUCUCUGGAGAGAAGUAUAUAUCUCGAGUAACACGUAUGUGGGAUUUGUAGAGUGGGGAUUAGAUGCGAGAAAUAGUAUUGGGAAUGUUACGUGGAGUGUGUAUGAGACGGGGAUGACUGUUAAACCGGGGACGCCGGUGAGGGCUGUGGGGAUGGGGAGAAGGAAGGAGGUGGGGAGGGGCGAGAUGCUGGCGUUGGUGGGGUUAUUUGUUGGGGCUGUGGUGCUGUUUGGGUAG